AUGACAUGUGGUUUAACUAAUGCAUUAGAGCGUGAUAGGUUCCAUGAAGUCUACGUUGAACAAUUGGACAAGAUACUUGCUCGCCUUCGUGAACGUAUUUGCAAAUUGUCGGGGAAGAAAACGGAAAUGGUUAAGAAACUCAGGACGUUGAGAAUUCAUGAGCAACAACAUACGGAGGUGGCAUCGUUUACUAGUCACCGUGAUUUACAGCCAUCAACAAUUUGGAGUGGAGGAGCAGAUGAAUCACAAAUCUAUUGA
This is a messenger RNA of Plasmopara halstedii, 258 nucleotides long. RefSeq lists its product as uncharacterized. Lineage: Eukaryota; Oomycota; Peronosporomycetes; Peronosporales; Peronosporaceae. The record is from RefSeq and is a predicted model, not a curated record. The transcript has 2 exons. The coding region runs from base 1 to 258 and encodes 85 amino acids.